This is a messenger RNA of Hemicordylus capensis (graceful crag lizard), 2845 nucleotides long. RefSeq names its product zinc finger protein 496-like. The record is from RefSeq and is a predicted model, not a curated record. The transcript is spliced from 4 exons. The coding region runs from base 1415 to 2197 and encodes 260 amino acids. Lineage: Eukaryota; Metazoa; Chordata; Lepidosauria; Squamata; Cordylidae.
AGGAAAUGGCAGACAGGCAGGCGAGGAGGCUUCGGGAGGAGAGAGGCCCAUCAUCACUUGCAGGGGCUGCCGCUCAGGGGCAGCAGUCUGGCAGGGCUCCCUCCUGCUUCAGUCCCGGGCUGGCAGCCUCUCCAUGUCGCAGCCGGCCUGGGGAAGACGACUCAUCAGCAGCUGGAGGACGGAGAGGGUGGCUCCGUAGAAGGAGCUCUCUGGCCAGGCUUCCCUGUUGAAUCAUGUCAGAGAGACCUUUCUCAUGGCUGCAGGAAGAGCUGAGAAAACUUGUAGCUCAGUGGUCGAGCAUCUGCUUGCAGACAGAAGGUCCCAGGUCUCUCUAGGAUGGGCUGGGAAAGACUCGAGCCUGAGAUCGAUCAAGGGUCAGACUCAGUAUAAGGCAGUUUCCGAUGUCCCUAAUGACCCCACCAGAGGAGGAGCCCCACCAGAGAAGAUUGAGCUGGAUGCACCCAGGAUCUCUAGAAGUUAGCCUAGUCUUGAGGCUGAAAGGUCUUACCCUGGAAUUCUGGUGGGUGGGCUAAGCUGUCCCGCUAUUGGGCACUGGAAAAUUAUGAGGGGUGGUGGUAUUUGGUGCUGAGAAAUCGUGAUUCAAAAGUCUGCAAUGUACUGACCUUAGAAACUCUUCCAUUUCCCCUGACCACCACUAGGAAUCCAUACUGCUGGGUGUGAUGGACCAGUCAUCUCACUCAGGAUAAGACACUGUUUGAAAUCCAUAUAUAGGGGGAUCCUACAUCCCAGCAAGCAUGAAUAAGGGGAUUGCACAGAAAGGCUCUUGACUGUAAAAUGAUGGAAAAAGGGACACUUGAGUGUUCCAGACUGGAGACCCAUCCUGUGGCAGCUUCACCCAUCCUGCAGCAGUUUCAUUGGUUACUGGUCUGCUUCUGGGCUCGAUCGAAGGUGCUGGUCUUGACCUUUAAAACUCUACACGGCUUCGGCCAGGGGUACCUGUCGGACCGGAUUCGCCCCUAUGAAUCUGCCAGGGCCCUCCAUUCAUUGUCUCCGGCCCUGCUCGUGGCCCCGCCACUAAGAGAAAUACGGUUGGCGGGUACUGGACACAGGGCCUUUUCUAUUGUGGCCCCUCAGCCUUGGAACACCCUCCCUGAAGAGCUUUGCUAUUCUUCCUCUCUCUGUGUUUUUUAAAAAACAACUAAAGACACACAUUUUAAGGAGGCUUUUUAAUUCUCCAUCUUUAGUUCUGUCUGGGAGAAGCUGGAGUUUGAAUGUGAAUGAUAUGCUUGUCUGGAAACAACAACAACUUUCAAAACCACCAGCAAACGGGCCUUGGCCUUGUGUGACUCAGAGGUGGAUUCAUCACAUUCUUCUUGCCCUGGGCAGAAAAGUAGCAUUAGAGGAAGAAGAGCUUUUGGGUGUGUUGGGAGCUUAAGCUGAGCUUAGAGAGACCAUGGAUGUGCCAAGCCCAGCAAAGAGUGGAUCAGGGAAGGGAACAGAAAAAGGCCCUCCAGCCAUCCAGUCUGGCAAUGAUAAGGGAUUCUGGGAAAGAACUGUGCAGAAGAUCCUGGGAGGAGACAGCAGCAGCUCAGAUGUCCAGGUCAGGAGAUUCAGACGGUUCAGGUACUGGGAAGUUCAAGGUCCCCGAGAGGUUUGCAGCCAACUCCACCACCUUUGCAAGCAGUGGCUGGCGCCAGAGAGACACACGAAAGCUCAGAUGCUGGACCUGGUGAUCCUGGAGCAGUUCCUGGCCAUCCUGCCCCCGGAGAUGGAGAGCUGGGUGAGAGAAUGCGGAGCGGAGACCAGUUCCCAGGCGGUGGCCCUGGCAGAAGGUUUCCUCCUGAGCCAGGCAGAGGAGAAGAAGCAGGAAGAGCAGCAGACAGAUGGGAUGUUAGCCCAAGCAGCCCCUGAGCUCCGAGAUUCCAAGAGAGCUCUGUUGGUGACCCGGCAGAAGCUGCUGUUCAGAGGGAUUAUGCAGGAGAGUGACGGAGGCCCCAUUGCGCUGGGUAAGGAUAAAGGCAGUGAAAUGACGCUGGUGACUCCUCCUGGACCUUCUCGUCUUACUGGUGGAGUGAAAACUGUGGCUGUGCACUCACCGGAUCAGGUAGGAGAAGGAUCCCUGCUGGGGAGAGAAGACCUCGCCUCUCUCUGGACCCCACUGAGCCUCACUCAGAGGGGCUCCCUUCUGACUCUGAAAGCCACAGAAGAAAUGUUGGGCCCUCCAGGAGAAUCUUGAGCCUCCCCCUUUCUGGCAAGACUGAUGGAGAUACAGUGAGGUGGUUCUCAGGACCAGCCCUUCCUGGGUAAGGCAGUGCUAGCCUGGGAAAGGCUGGUGGUGAGAAGCACUGCGAUGGCUCCCGAUCCCGGUGCUCCUCUUCCAGGUAACCCCCCUUGGAAACCCUGUCUCAAAGUGAGGUAGGAGGUCACGUGCACACUUCCUCCCUCACUGCCCGGUUGUAUGUCCCAUUGGGGCUCUAGAAAUGGCCACCGGGAGUGGUGACCAUAGAGCCCUGACUGCUGAGCGGCCAGGGAGAGGAGCCCUUCUGUUUUGUAGCAGGCUUCCUUUCCACUGCCCACACAGGGCAUUGUGGGAUGAGGGAGGACUUCCUCCUUCCAAUCCCACCUCAGGCAACUAAAGCAGUGCCGCUCCAGUGAGCAUGUGACUGGUGGCACCCUGGCCCAACUCCGCUUGUGGUGGGGAAGGUAAGUCGAUCCUGCCUCCCCCCUCAGCUCUCCCCAGCUUCACGUGACCAACCUUCACGUUGUAUUGCUCUUUUCAGGAGUCUGUGGUCUUGGAGGAGGUGGCCGUGUGUUUCUCCGAGGAGGAGGCGGCUCUGCUGGAUCCAGGCCAAAGGGCUCUGCACAGGGAUGUCCUGGAGGAGAU